GGGGGCAGACCUUCCGAUAGAACGCGAUCGGAGCUCGUGACGUUGAGCUGAUACGGUGAGAGAGGGAGAGUACAGAUAGCGUGACGCGCCUGUUUUCCACGUCGUGCGUUUAUGUGGAGGCCCAGUAGCUGAACCACCGAGCCCCCGACUGAGUCCGAGCCCCCGACUGAGUGCGACAGCACAGCAGCUGUCAAGACGCGUCCAUUUACGAGGAGGAAUCUCUUCGGGACUGCAAGGAAGGUGCGUGUUGAAAAGCACUGUCACUGUCUGACUUUCGCGUUUACAGCCUUCGUGUGCACGGCUAGCGCGAGACCAUGAAGCCGUCCCUGCUGACGCUGCUGCUGCUCGGCGCCUGCUGCUUUUUACCGGGCUACCGAAGUGCGCCAGGGCACCUUCGCUGGGGCGCGCUGAGGAAAUUCAUGGGAGGCGAGUUUCUGAAAACUGAAUGGCUGACGCAGCAACUUGAGCAGGAUCUGGCUCCACUCAGAACUGGCAUUGGCAUUCCAUACUGCAGCGCCUGCAAGGUGUCUACAGCCACGGUGCGGGAGUACUUGCAAGCAGGCUUGCCGGAGUCUGUCAUCAGCGGCUUCCUGCAGGGAGCCUGCCACAGUCUGGGCAUUGAAACUUCUCGUGUCUGUGCCGGACUCGUCGAGCUUUUCAAGGACGAGUUCUUCUAUGUGCUAGGCCACACAACAAUGAGCCCGGCUGAGAUUUGCGGCAUAGUCUUCCCGGACGAGUGUCCACCUGCCGGUGUUCUCAACUGGAGCGUGCCGUUGCCACCGAGACCGAAGCCUCCCGUCAGGCCCGUGCCGCUGCCUAAGGAGGGGGCGCCGACUCUGCGCGUGCUGCACAUUAGCGACACGCACGUGGAUCCCGAGUACAGCGAAGGCAGCGAGGCUGACUGCAACGAGCCCCUGUGCUGCCACGCGGGAGAUGUACCCGCGCCCAGCGGACGGCGAAGGAAGGCGGGCCACUGGGGCGCAUUCCAAACGUGCGAUAUUCCACCGAGGACCUUCGAGAACAUGCUCAAGACAGUCAGGGACACGCAGAAGAUCGACUACGUCAUCUGGACGGGGGACAUGGUGGCGCACGACGUGUGGAACACGUCACGGGCGGGUAACCUGGACAUCAUGGAGUACACGGUCAAGUCCCUCGAGAAGUACCUGCCGGGAGUUCCCAUUUACCCGGCGCUGGGCAAUCACGAGGGAAACCCAGUAGACAGCUUCCCCAUCCCAGCAGUGAAAGGCAAGCGGUCUGUGGAUUGGCUCUACACAGCACUGGCGUCGCAAUGGUCGCAGUGGCUGCCUGCAUCAGCGUCUGUGACCAUGCGAAGAGGAGCCUUCUAUGCCAUUACGCCAUUUCCUGGGUUGAAGAUAAUUUCUCUCAACAUGAACUACUGCAACACACUGAACUGGUGGCUUCUGCUGGACCCUAGAGACCCCGCCGAGCAGCUUGCUUUCCUUGUCAGUGAGCUCCAGGAGUCCGAAAUCAAGGGCCAAAAGGUUCACAUCAUUGGCCACAUUCCGCCUGGACAAGAGGACUGCCUGCAGGUCUGGAGUGACAACUACAACCGUAUUAUCGAAAGGUACGAGUCGACGGUGCGGGCCCAGUUUUUCGGGCACACGCACAAGGAUGAACUGGAGCUCUUCUACGAGCCUGCUCGUGAGCACUACCGGGGAAGGAGGCCGUUCUCAGUAGCCUACGUCGCGCCCAGCACCACCACGUUCAACUCGGGUCACCCCGCCUACCGCGUGUACGUCGUCGACGGAAACUACGCCAACAGCACGUGGGCUGUGUUGGACCACGAGACGUACUUAAUGAACCUGACCGAGGCAAACGUGGACCCCCCACGAGAGCCUCGCUGGCAUCUGGAGUACGCGGCAAAGGCGGAGUUCGGCAUGCAGUCCCUGGAGCCAGCCGCAUGGGACGACCUGCUAAACAAAAUGGAACUCGACGACAAGCUGUUCGACAAGUUCUACAGGUUCUACGGUAAACAGGACCCCACAGCGAAGCCAUGCAACAACGUCUGUCGGAAAAGGUUCCUCUGCAAGCAACGCACAUCCAAGUCGUCCGACUUGAAGGCCUGUCGAUAACCCAAGAGUUAUAGGAGUGUGCUGAUGUUACGGUCAGCAAGUGCAGGGAGAGAUGUGUCUAAUAAAACUGCUAAACCCUA
Molecule: messenger RNA, 2173 nt
Organism: Dermacentor andersoni
Lineage: Eukaryota; Metazoa; Arthropoda; Arachnida; Ixodida; Ixodidae
Product: sphingomyelin phosphodiesterase-like
Biological process (GO): ceramide biosynthetic process; sphingomyelin catabolic process
Cellular component (GO): lysosome
Molecular function (GO): acid sphingomyelin phosphodiesterase activity
Source: RefSeq, a predicted model, not a curated record